CCAAGCGCACCAAAUUUCUCACCGUGCACUCUUACCUCAGCCUCCAUUCCCAUUCCUCUCGUCUUCCUCGCUCUCUCGGCGCGGUCCUGAAACCCUAGUUCGUUCUCUAACCCUAGCUAUUGCCCUAGAAUUGGAUACGUCUCUGGUAUUGAUAUCACGCCUCAAGGUGAUGGCAGAUGAGCCUUUAGUCAAUGGAUCCUUAAAUGUGCACAAGGGGGUAUUUUCUUCCAUGCAAGAAGCCCAUUGCGAAGGCGAGGAAGCUUUCCUGAAUGGGGAUCACACAGGCACUAGAGUAGAUUGUGAAAACACAGAAAGAUACUUCAGAUGGGUCUGUCAAGGAUACCCUUUUGGACGAGGAUGAAGGAUACAAAUCUCCUAAAAAUGACGAUCAAAUAGGUGCAGGUACCAAAGAAGAUCAGGUGAAUGUGGAUAAUGCAAAUGGAGGAGAAAGUAUACCUCAUGUAGGGAUGACAUUUACAUCCUAUGUAGAGGCGUGCAAUUUUUAUAAGCAAUAUGCUCAGAAGUUGGGAUUCGGUACAGCUGUGAGAAGGUCCACUUUUACUACAAAUGGGGAAUGCUACCAGUUAAUACUUGUUUGUCACAAGUGGGGGAAGGGCCGAGGAAGUGAACGCUACCAGUCGAGAGUGACAGCAAAAACAAACUGCCCAGCAUCAAUUAGGUUGAAGAGACAUGCUGACGGUUUGUUGCAUUUGGAGAAAGCGAAUACUGAGCAUAAUCACCCUCUAAACCCAUCGAUGAAACGAUACUUGAAAUGCUUCAAAAUACUUUCUAGUGAUAGGGUGAUACGACCUAACAGGUUUGCCCAUACACUCUUACGUGACAGCGGAAGUGAAAAUUUACCAAUUGAUGAAGAUGAGUUAAAAAAUUCAGUUGAAAGAGGCCACUUGAAGAUUGGGCCAGGAGAUAAUGAAGCUAUGCAGCAGUUUUUUACACGCAUGCAGAAGAAAAAUUCAAACUUCUUUCACUUGGUUGAUUUAGAUGAGGAAAGUCGUUUAAGAAGUGUAUUCUGGGCCGACUCAAGGUCUAGGAUUGCAUAUGAGUAUUUCAGUGAUGUGGUUUCAUUUGAUACGACACAUUUGAGUAAUAAAUGCUCUACACCUCUUGUUUUAUUUAUUGGAGUUAAUCAUCAUGGUCAGCCUGUAUUGCUAGGUUGUGGUAUGCUUUCCGAUGAAACCAUUGGGUCUUAUGUUUGGUUGUUUAAGGCUUGGGUAGCGUGUAUGUCGGGGAAGCCCCCAAAUGCCAUAAUUACUGAUCACUGUAAGGCAAUCCAAGAUGCAGUUUCCCAUGUUUUCCCUGAUGUUCGCCAUCGUAUAUGCCUGUGGCAAAUCUUGAGAAAGAUACCAGAAAAAUUGAGAAAUUUUCCAGAGCAUCAAGCUGUUAAGGAUGCAUUGAAGAAAGUAGUAUGUGACUCUUUGACUGUAGAAGAGUUUGAAUGUGAGUGGAAGAAAAAUAUUGAGUAUUAUGGUCUUGAAGGCAGUGACUGGUUUCGCCUGAUUUAUGACAUUAGGCACUCUUGGGUCCCUGCUUUUCUUAAAGAUUCUUUUUGGGCAGGUAUGUCUGUAACUAAUCGUACUGAAAGUAUGGGGGCAUUUUUCGAAGGGCUGGUGCAUAAGGAGAGUCCCUUCAAGCAGUUUAUCUGUAAAUACGAAGCUGCUUUACUAGCUAAGUAUGAGAAGGAAGCUCAAGCAGAUUCUGAAUCACUAAACAAAAGUCGACACUUGAUCUCAAAAUUUUAUAUGGAAGAGCAGAUUUCUAAACAAUACACUCUCAAUUUGUUCAAAAAAUUUCAGGAUGAACUGAAGGCCACAAUGUAUUGUGAUGCUUUGCUGGUUAAAGAGGAAGGAUCAAUCUCUACCUUUGAAGUGAAAGAAUCAGUUUAUAUGGAAGAUGGGAAAAAAACAGUUUAUAAAGAUCAUCAAGUUUUGUACAAUGCAGAUGACCUCCAAGUCCAAUGCAUUUGUGGUUGUUUCCAAUUUAAAGGAUUCUUAUGCCGGCAUGCGCUUUCUGUGCUGAAGUCACAACAGAUAUAUGAGAUUCCAUCACAUUACAUUCUUAAUCGUUGGAAAAAGGACUGCAAACAGUUGUGUGCUUUAGCUCGUUCCUCUGUUGAUGUUGAACUGAAUGACUCAAUGGAUCGUUAUGGUUAUUUAUCCCAACGUUGUCAUCAGCUGAUUGAUUUAGGGGUCAUGUCUGAUGAUAAAUACCAUCUUGCAUUGAAGUUGAUCAAAGAGGCAGAGGAGUGUCUUCUGGACGAGAACACAGGUGAUAGGCGAUUAAAGUUUGCAAGUUGUGCAACCACGUUGAGUGAAAGCAGUGGGAAUCCUUCAGAGGCACAUCCAUUGGAUUGUUCCAAGAAUCCUAAUGGCACACCAGGAAAACGGAGAGGUCGGCCUCCAAAGAAAAGGAAAGAGUCAGAAAUGGAAACUACAGUAGUUGCAAAUCAGGAAAUGCAUUCUCUAAGAACAUCCUUGGUUGGAGAACCAAGUGACAUGGUUAGAUGUGCUCCAACACAUAUUGGCAGUCAUAUUGGGAUUCAAGGCGGCAUCAACCUAAUGGAAGAAAUCUCUCGCAAUGACUUGUCAUUUGGUAGCCACUUUGGAGUACCUAUCAACCAUCAACAUCAUAUUGAUGCCCAAUCAAGGGUGCAACACAAUAAUAUAUUACAGGGUCAGUUCAACCAAGAACCUCUUGGAAAUCAGUCACGAAUGCAUUGGUUCUACCACGAUAUGCUUCAGGAGGAUCAAAUACCUCGGUUGCCCCAUGGCAGAAGACCAGGCCAGUAGUUUAAACAAUAUAUGCAGGAAUAAUUAUCUCCUUCUUGGUCAAAACGUCCAAAACUCUGACGAGUCAGAGAUUACAAAGAAAGAAUACAACCAAUGAAAUCACCACUGCUCCAAUUGCAGCAGUUAAAGUCUUUGUUAGCGUCUCUACAUUCCACGCUUACCAACCGAAGAAGCUCAAGGCUGAGGAUCACGUCGAUGAUUCUGUUCGUCAACUCGAUAUCUGAUGAAUGCAGAGAUUGUUCAUAGCAUCGCCGGAUGCAUCUCCAAUUCGACUUUACUGAGCUGCCAAAAAGUCUCUUCUCUUUUAACUGCAGACUUUUGUACAAGUAUUAAGUGGCUAACUAACUUUUCGAGUGAUCGAUAUGUAUAUAUUUCAAUGCUAUAGUAAUGUUAUGUGGAAUAUCAUCCUUUUGCGAUGAACAAUGGUCGAAUUUGUUUCAGUAAUUAUAAGCAAUUUCAAAAUAGUUUAACUA
This is a messenger RNA of Dioscorea cayenensis subsp. rotundata (Guinea yam), 3277 nucleotides long. RefSeq names its product protein FAR1-RELATED SEQUENCE 6-like. The record is from RefSeq and is a predicted model, not a curated record. Gene Ontology annotation, molecular function: zinc ion binding. The transcript is spliced from 8 exons. The coding region runs from base 468 to 2804 and encodes 778 amino acids. Lineage: Eukaryota; Viridiplantae; Streptophyta; Magnoliopsida; Dioscoreales; Dioscoreaceae. Gene Ontology annotation, biological process: regulation of DNA-templated transcription.